Messenger RNA from Caretta caretta (loggerhead turtle), 2973 nucleotides. The record is from RefSeq and is a predicted model, not a curated record. Lineage: Eukaryota; Metazoa; Chordata; Testudines; Cheloniidae.
CCGCCCCUCGCUUCCCGCAGCGGAGAAAGCACCAGCCGGGCAGCGCGCAGGCGAGGCCGGGCCCCGCGGCGGGGGUGCACGCUGCCGCUCGGCCCCCAGCUGGCGCAGACCCAAGAGGAGCUUCCCCUUCCCCCCGUCGUGUGCACGCAGGCGGUGCUCGGCGCUGCGCGGCGCUGCGCUGGUGGGCUCUCUGGGGAAGAGGUUGGGAGCCAGGAGGAGAGCCUCGCCCGCCGGCUUCCUGCCACCACCAGCACGUGCGUUGCGGAUCGUGGACCACGGUUUAGGAACCUCCAGUUUAAGGAGCCUGUAUCUCAUCCGUGCCGCCCUAAACUUCGUGCUAUUAUUCAAGCUGUUCUCUUCAGUCGUUAAAACCCCUAAUCCUGGAGUGGACUCUGUAAAUUGAUUCUAGAGCUUGAUGGGAUGGGGUUACAUCCCAGAGACUCUUUGUUAUAACGUAGGUAGAAAUAAUUUAUUUUGCCCCUGCCCCGUGCAGGAUAGAUGGGGAUUGAAUGGCUGUUUAUUUGUGCACACAAGGGUGAAAAUGUGAGGAUUUUGGGAUCUAUUUGCUUUUGCAGGAAUUAAAGAUGGGGGAGGUGGGGGUGGAAAUCUAACUUUAAGAAGCUCACAAAUAAAUUGGAUCCCUUUUAAAUGCUAAUACUAUUUAUUUCAGUAUCUUUCAGGAAGUGACUUAGGGCAGCAGAAGUCUAAAGAAAAGUUGAUUGUGGAGGUAGAGAGAACAGUGAUUCACGAUUUCACUCUGCAUCAGCCAUCUCCAGAAUAAUCCUGAAACUAGGGAGCAGAUGGCAACGCCAUCCUGUCAGUUGCUAAUUGCGGCAGCUCAGCAGAACCUUAAACCAGGGAGGAAGAAGGGUUUAUCUCCAGCUGGCUCCUUGCACCUGGCUGGGGAGAUCUUAGCUGUAGCUUCUGGAUUGAAACCUGCUCUCCUUUACGAUUACAAUUCAGUUGGAAUAAACAAAAUUGAGAACUACCUUCAGCAGAUCCAGGGCAUCGGCCUGACGAGGCAUCGGCUGCACCUUCUAAAUAUAGCAGACAAUGUUCUGAUACUCAACCUGGAGAAGACAGCACUGUGGCUGGAAAUGCUGUUACUCACAAACAAAGUGCCCUUCAUUGAUGUUUCAGCUUCUAGGAUGUGUCCUGGCCGUUGUGAACCAGAAUACGUGGAGCCUAUAAAAGGCCACAUUGCUGAAAUACUGGCUCAUGUUAAAACACUGCCAAGUAUCACAUCUCAGGCCGUCACUACCAGUGAGAUCUUCUCUGCUGAUUGGAAUCUAUGCACCAUCUUUGGUGUUCUCCUGGGCUACCCAGCUUCCUAUACUUUCACUGCCGAGGAGGGGUUUGACAACUGUUUGUCUCUGACCCCACUGAGAGUUUUUACUGUCCAGGCCUCUUGCUGUAGGAUAAGUAAAGAUCUCAGAGUCCAAAUUUAUUCCUUUAGUGUCCCAGAGAACCUGUAUCUUGCCAUGAAGGAGGGGCUGGAUGCAUGGAGUGGAAACCUGAAGGACGUAUUUAGUGCACAGAAUGACUUUGCAAACCUCUGUAUCUCAACAGAGGUGGUUUCUCUAGCAGCUGUUGCUUUGUAAAUCUAAUUUCUUCAUUUCUUAUCACAGGUUUGGGGGGUGCUAGGCAUGAAAUCUAGAGGGACACUUAACACUCCCUUAUGGACUAAGGUUCCCUCAGGAAUAGCUUGAAACCACAGCUCACCCCCACACCUGGAAUUUAGGGCCCAAAGCACUGGAUGUGAAAGGUGACCAUGUUAGAUGCUGAAUCUGUACUCGCCAUGUCACUGGUACAUGGAACACUUGCCUUUCCUGGAAGUGCACUUUGUGGAUUCAGGCACCGACAGCUGGGUUGCAGGCAGUUCAUGCAGGGUGGAUCCCAGUUGUAGGGUGUUCAACUCCUAAGGUUUGUCUACACUUAUAGCGCUGCUGUAGCACUUAGUGAAGACGCUACCUAGGCCAAUGGGAGAGCUGCGUAGGUACUCCACCUUCCUGAGAGGCGGUAGCUACGGCGACAGGAGAAGCCAUUCUGCCGACAUAGUGCUGUCUGCACCAGAAGUUCAGUCGGUAUAGCUAUGUUGCUCAGGGGUGGGGAUUUUCCACUCCCCUGAGUGAUGUCAUUAUACCAACAUCAGUUCAUAGUGUGGACCAGGGCCUAGUAACCUGACUCUGAUGGCACAAUUGAACUCUGCCUUCCACAUAGGCCUGUGGUAAUUCCAUCCCCUGCCCUACCACAUCAACAGCAGCUCCUAAUAGCAGUUUGACUAGAAGAAUGAGCACAGUGACAGGAGUCAAGAAGCCAUGGGUUCUAAUCUCAUUUUUUCCUCUGGCUGCAUUUGGGCAAGUGAUUUCUCCCCAUAUGUGCCUUAGUUUCCACAUCUGCAAAAUGGGGAUAUUUACCUCUCAGAACUAGUGUGAGGAUUAAAAAGGGGUCCAUAUUUGUAUCGUGCUUGGAACGUGUAAAGUUUGAUAAAUAUUACUACUUAAUGCCCAUGUUAUCUAGUGUAACGCGUCUACUAUAGACCCUGCUUGUGCUAACAGCACAAAUGUGUGUUUGCAUUAAAGAUACAUACUGUUGUCAAAGCAAUAGAACUCAGCUGUUAAAGGAAUUUCAGUAAGUACCGGGCAUUGACUUGGAUUAACGCGGUAUUGACAUUUCACAAUUUUUCUCUCCACACUUAAUUAAAAUAUCAGCAACCUCUAGUGCUUUGUAUGGAUUGGAGGGGGGCAGGGAGGUGGAGAGGAAGAGGCUACAGUAAUCAAGUAGGAGGUGACAAGGACCUGGACAAGAGCUGAGGUAGUCUAGGCAGAAAGCGAAGGGGUUGGGGGCAGGGUUUUGUGUCUCCUACUGAGUUCUGUCCUCGAGCUGAUGCUAUGCAAUAAAACGUACGGUUGCUGCAGCAGACACACUGAACCUUUUCUCAUGUAACCUGCAAUUAAAAAUUAAACCAAGCAA